Molecule: messenger RNA, 2748 nt
Organism: Colossoma macropomum (tambaqui)
Lineage: Eukaryota; Metazoa; Chordata; Actinopteri; Characiformes; Serrasalmidae
Gene: sytl4
Product: synaptotagmin-like 4
Exons: 18
Coding region: 203-2401 (732 amino acids)
Biological process (GO): exocytosis; intracellular protein transport
Cellular component (GO): plasma membrane; exocytic vesicle
Molecular function (GO): neurexin family protein binding; small GTPase binding
Source: RefSeq, a predicted model, not a curated record
CCAAAUGUAGCUUUACAAAGAAAAGGUUUUUGUCCGUCUUCAGGGAGUCUGCUGGCUUUUUUGGAAAACACUUCGUGGUCGAAGGAAACUAAGAGCCGGAUAAUAAGCAGAGUUUGACAAACAAACUCAAAGCAGCCUCGGCCCUUUUCCCGUGGCACCCGUCGUCCCUUGGAAGUUCCAUGCUGAGUAGCACAAAUCAUGGAUGUUUGAUGCUUGUCAAGUAUUUUGCAGAGCAACAAAUCAAGGCGUUGGUCCAACUCUGUCAGCUUAUAGCUGUCAUUUGUCCUUGAAAGCAAAAGUUUGUUGGGCUAAGAUGAUGCAGACCAUGGAGACAAUCAACGUAUCCUUCCUGACUGACUCGGAGCGGAAGCUGAUCUUGGAUGUGUUGCACAGGGACGAGGAGCUGAGACGACUGGAGGAGCAGCGGGUUAAGAGGCUGAAGACAGAGCUGUUGGAGAUCAGAAGGAAGGGAGCAAAGCGCAGCAGUGGGAAUUACAUUGAGCGCAGCUGUGGACGCUGCCAGGAGCCCCUGGGUCGUUUAGGCUCUCGCACCAACCAGUGCCUGGCAUGCAAACACCAGGUGUGCCAAAACUGUCGCUCCGUCCAACCCAACAGAUCCUGGGUGUGCAGUGUGUGUGCCAAGGAGGCAGACCUAAAGAAGAGCACAGGCGACUGGUUCUAUGACCAGAGGGUUAACCGCUUUUCCACAACUCCAGGACACGACAUAGUGCGAGUCUCCCUCAGGAAGAGGCCUCCAAUGAAGAAGCGUGAAACUACAGGAGAGGUGCUGCUGAACAGUACAGAGUUAAACUCCAGCCAGACUUUACCUGUACCUAGACCGAGACUGAAGGACCUUGCUCAGGCCAACCAGACCCCUUCUAAUGAGCAACUGCAGCGCAGUGACACCGACUCAGAGAGAACCAGCAUCAGCAGCAGCCGUGCAGACACAGAUUCCUUGCACAGUACUCCGUCACUGCAGAGGAAAGGAGAGGUGGUGACCAAGUCCAGUCCAGCAGGCUCCACUGUCAGUGUGACCGCUCCUGCUCCUGCACCUUCUAAAACCCACAGUCCUUCUGGAUCCACCUCUGGCACUGAGACUUCUUCUUUAAUUCAUCACAUUAACCCCUGCUCAGAGAACUUCAGUGAUGUUGAUGGGCUUUUCAAGAAGAGUGUCAGACGAGUGCACAAAUUAUCAGAUUUCAAGCCAAGCUCUGUAACGGACGUGCGUAAAGACAGCGCUGAUGUCACCACAUCCUCUAUGGGAGACAGAAGCAAGUCAGUCCCAGGGCUCAACGUAGAUGAAGAGGAGGAGGAGGAAGACAUUGACAGCUUGGUCAGCAUGCACAGAAAGACUGUGGGUAAUAGUACCACCAGCCUUCGGAGCUCCAGGAGCACUCUGGGCAGUAUGACAAGUGUGUACAGUGAGGCAGGAGAUUAUGACACUGUGGACGUGACGGGAGAAAUCGUCUUCUCCCUUCACUAUGAUGAAGCGGCUCAGAGCCUGUCAGUUAUGGUCAAAGAGUGCUGCGGGCUGGCUUAUGCUGACGCUGCCAGAAAGAAGUGCAACCCAUAUGUCAAGAGCUACCUUCUACCAGACAAGUCCCGUCAGAGCAAGAAAAAAACUGCUAUCAAAAGUAAGACUAUCAACCCCAGCUACAACGAGACCUUAAAGUACUCCAUCACUCGCUCCCAGCUGAUGACUCGUAUCCUCCAGCUGUCGGUCUGGCACUAUGACCGUUUUGGGCGCAACGCGUUUCUUGGGGAGGUGGAAGUGCCACUGGACUGCCAUGACAUUGACUCUGCUCACGAAGAGUCUGUGGCCCUCAGGGGAAAGGCAACCAACUCCUUGGCACAAUCUGCUUUUGCCCAGUCCAAAGGAGAACUGGUGAUUUCCUUAAAGUACAUCUCAGAGAAAAAGACACCCGCAGAAAAGUCACGAGGCAAAAAGGCCAAAGUAGACAAUGGUGGAGAGCUGCAUGUGUUAAUAAAGGAGGCCAAGAAUCUUUCUGCAAUGAAAGCAGGGGGCACUUCCGAUUCGUUCGUAAAAGGAUACCUGCUGCCAUCCAAGGGAAAGUCGAACAAGAAGAAGACGCAGGUGGUGAAGAAAACAGUGAACCCGCACUGCGACCACACGUUUGUUUACAAAGAGCUGAGUCUGGAGCAGCUGAAGGGCAUGUGUCUGGAGCUCACUGUCUGGGACCGAGAGGCCAUGUCCAGCAAUGACUUUUUGGGGGGAGUCCGUCUGAGCUCAGGGGCAGUCCGGCUGAAGGAAAAUAAGCAGGAGUGGGUGGCCGACUCUACAGAAGAGGAAGUGUCUCUGUGGCAGAAGAUGAUGCAGUUCCCAGACUCGUGGGCAGAGGGCACUCUCCCGCUGCGUUCCUCCAUGGGCAAGGGCAAGUAAGGACACCCUCAAAAACCUGAUGUCAACAACCUAACAUAGGAGCAGGACACGUUAAACCUUUCAAUUUAAUGAAAACACUCAGACUUGCCAUAUUAAAGAGUAAUAAACACUAAAGAUGACCCCAAGGUUGUAAAGGAACAGUUUUAACAUACAUUUUAGUUGUACAUUCACAAAAAUAUAAUUUUAUUUUUAAGAAAGUACAAACUCACAAGCCAGUUUAAACAGUUUAACUGAGUGGGGUUUUUAGAGCAUGGCUGAGUAUUUAUUUUUUGUUACCUUUUCUAUGUAAAUACUUUUAAAUUUCAUAUAAUAUGCAAUAAAUAUUUCUUAAAGAUUGCACAGAAAAA